UCAUUUUACUGAUGUAUAAAAUGAGGUUCAAGAAACUUCAUUUAGGACCAGUGUCUCCCAGAUAAAUGAUAUCUUGUGAUUCUCAAAUCACAUCCAUGGAGAACAGUACAGAAGUGACUGAAUUCAUCCUGUUAGGACUAACCAAUUCCCCAGAACUACAGGUCCCUCUCUUUAUCAUGUUCACCCUCAUCUACCACAUCACUCUGAUUGGGAACCUGGGGAUGAUCCUGUUGAUACUGCUGGACUCUCAUCUCCACACUCCCAUGUACUUUUUCCUCAGUAACCUGUCUCUGGCAGAUUUGUGUUACUCUUCAGCUGUCACUCCUGCUGUCAUGGCUGGAUUUCUUCUAGGACACAAGGUCAUCUCUUACCAUGCAUGUGCUGCUCAGAUGUUCUUUUUUGCAACCUUUGCCACUGUGGAAAAUUACCUCUUGGCCUCCAUGGCCUAUGACCGCUAUGCAGCAGUGUGUAAACCCCUGCAUUACACCACCACUAUGACAACAGGUGUGUGUGCACGUCUGGCCAUAGGUUGCUAUGUCUGUGGGUUCUUGAAUGCCUCCAUCCACAUUGGGGACACCUUCAGCCUCUCUUUCUGUGAGUCUAAUGUGGUCCAUCACUUUUUCUGUGAUAUUCCAGCAGUCAUGACUCUGACUUGUUCUGAUAAGCAUAUCAUUGAACUGAUUCUUAUUUUUAUUUCAAGCUUUAAUACCUUCCUUGCACUUUUUGUUAUCUUGAUUUCCUACCUGUUCAUAUUUAUUACCAUUUUGAAGAUGCCCUCAAGACAGGGAUACCAGAAGGCUUUAUCUACCUGUACUUCUCACCUUGUUACAGUUUCCACAUUUUAUGGGGCUAUCAUUAUUAUGUACUUACAGCCAAGUUCCAGUCAUUCCAUGGACACAGACAAAAUCGCAUCUGUGUUCUAUACCAUGGUCAUCCCCAUGCUGAACCCUGUGGUCUACAGCCUGAGGAACAAAGAGGUCAAGAGUGCAUUCAAGAAGGUUGUUGAGAAGGCAAAACUGUCUCUGUUUUGUUGUAAUGCAUAGAAUCUGCAAAAAGUUAUUUCAUUCCUCUUAGAUCUGCUCCAUGAUAUAACUCAACUGUUAAUGAACAUUUGAGAUAUUAGAACAAAAGUUUUGUCUAAUGUUAUUUAUUUCUUUUGUUGAGGAAUAGUUCCAAUAAUCUAAAAUGGAGAAAAAUAUAAUAAUUCUUUUAAAUGAAGUUUAAUUAAUGAAGCAUGUUUUUGUUGGCACAUUUUAUCCAGCACUAAAUAAUUAUAACAGCUUAAUAAUUAAUGUGUUAGUCAUUGCUGAGUGAUUGGGGGAGAAAAAGCAUGUGCAUGUGAAAGUUCCCAAAGGUGAAUAGCCAUGUUAGAAUAAAUGAGAUAUGGUUAAGUCAUUUUAACCUUAGUCUCUGAGUACCAAUUCUUCAC
This is a messenger RNA of Phyllostomus discolor (pale spear-nosed bat), 1429 nucleotides long. Its product is annotated as olfactory receptor 5B3-like. Gene Ontology annotation, cellular component: membrane. Gene Ontology annotation, biological process: sensory perception of smell; G protein-coupled receptor signaling pathway. The record is from RefSeq and is a predicted model, not a curated record. The transcript has 2 exons. Lineage: Eukaryota; Metazoa; Chordata; Mammalia; Chiroptera; Phyllostomidae. The coding region runs from base 66 to 1043 and encodes 325 amino acids. Gene Ontology annotation, molecular function: odorant binding; olfactory receptor activity; G protein-coupled receptor activity.